Chara braunii is the source of this 1959-nucleotide messenger RNA. The record is from the annotation of a GenBank genome assembly. NCBI's taxonomy places the organism in Eukaryota, Viridiplantae, Streptophyta, Charophyceae, Charales, Characeae.
GCCGCCUGUUUCGACUUCUUUUUUUCUUUUUUUUUUUCUUUUUUCCUUUUUGGGAAGCUGUUUCGACUUCCGAACCGUGUGGAGCGCAUUGGCGGACUACUUGGCGGUUCAAAAUCGUGUGGAAGCAGCAGUUGUCCUGCCAGUGCGCAACUCUUUUGGCGUGUAUUGCCGCGUCCCCUCCAGUGCGCGCGUCCCAUGCCAGUGCGCGAUUUCAUUGCUAACGCGGCAACAUUCGUUAGGAUGCGAGCUAGAGAAUGAGCGGGGGAGAGGUCGACAUUCGGAAACAUUUGGGUUCGAUCCUCUGACUUGGAGGAAGCUUGGACUAAAAGAAGGCGAGGGACUCCUCAGAAUUUUGGUUUUCUGAUGACAUCAACUGUAAGUUACUGUUCUCUGACAUAGAACAGUCACUGUUUUUGGAUAGGGAAUAGUCUGUGACGUCAACAGUGUGCAAUAGAUCCUCUGUCGGGCACCAAGUCCCUCUUGAGGCACAAAGAACUAUUGCAGACGUUAUCUUUCUUUUUUUUUUUUUUUUUUGAAAAGGUAGGGAUCGAAGGGUUGGAAUGGAGUAGAACUGUGCCUAGGAGUCCUGUGCCUUGUAGGAAGUCGCCAGGAAAGAGGGGGAGGGGGGGGGGGGCUUGUCCAUCGCUUGGAAAGUUUUUUGUCGAGAGUUGGUUUCAGAAGUCAAACCUGAGGAUUUUUAGCAGGCUACAGCGGAUUUGUUAAGGCACUCUUUGAAGGUGUCAUAUGGAAGAGGCGGGUGGUGGCGAACCUCUUGGUAUCCCGUCUUCCGCUAUGCCGGCCGCAGGUUUACUGCAAGUGACUGAGCGGUCUGCAGAUGGGAGCCCUGUGCUCAACACGGGUAUUGGAGAAAGUCUGAUGCACGUGCAGCCUGAUGUUUCUAUUGUUCUUGGUGAUUCGGUUGUUGAGGAACCGGGAACACUAUACAUCACUACGAAGCGGAUUAUAUGGUUCAGCGAGGCGGUCCCGGACCCAGUGAAGUCCUGCAAAGGCUAUGCUGUGGAUUUCCUGUCCUUGGGGAUGCAUGCCAUCUCCAGAGACACAGAGGCCUUUGCGCGGCCAUGCAUAUUCGCGCAGAUUGAGAACGGCUCAAUGUGUGAGGACUACCCUGACAAUGAUGAGCCGGAUGAGGAGGAGGUAGUGGACGGCGUUGGAUUACCUGAAGUAGAUUUAUCGAGAGUCUCCGAAAUCCGUCUUGUCCCGGAGGACACGACCGUAUUGGAUAGGCUGUUUCAGGUUCUAUGCGAGUGUGCAGCUUUGAAUCCGGAUCCCGAUGGUCCGGAGGACGGGGAAGGAGAUUUCUUUUACGAUGACGAGGAGGUGAAUGGCCACCUCACGGAAGAAGGAGCAGCUAUGGUGGAUCGCUUAGAGAGUCUCUUGCAGGUUCCUCCGCACAUGCUUGGUGGUCGAUAUAAUAAUGAUCAGGAUGAUCUUCAAAGAUUUGAGGAUGCUGAUGGGGAUACCGUAGACGAUGAACAUGACCGAAUCUGGUCAAACUGAAUAUGCGAAAGAAUUUUGAGAUAGUUAGCAGAAUAGAACUCCGUAAGAGAUGGUGAGGAGGAGGUGUUGUGUCCGGCUCUGCCUCGGUGGAAGUACUUGACAGUUUGAAUGGCUGCCAAGGGUACUUCUUUUUGGGCAUCGGCAGAACCAUCAAAUUCCUUGUUGUGAGAGUGUGCGGACAUGUGCCGGAGCAAUCAUCCUGGAUUGUCUUCUUGCCUGCAACUUACACCACACCUUUGUUUUAUGGGGGGUUUUGUGCUGUUCUCCCCCUUCUUCGAAAGCGAAAAAGUCUGUGAUUCUUGUCAACCAAUGUGAUCUGUGCAUAUUUAUUUCACGUGUGCUUUUCAAGAGUCACUUUCCAAGAGUCAUGCGUGCUCAUGGUGUAUACCGGGUUGGUAUUUAUUUUGCUUUGCAAGUCUUGACUCUGCUUUGCUUUGCAAG